UCCAUUAUGUUUUCAGCAUCAUGGAUAUAUGUAAACUACUGGUGUUUGUACUCUCAAUUGUGGCAGUUGAAAAUCAGAGUACUAUCUCUAUAAGUACUCUCUCAGUAAGAGAACUGAGUGAGAUGGUUAGAGCCCACAACACGGAAAUGAAGUUGAUGAAACAACAAAUUCUAAAACAACAGCAUUUAAUCGAGAGUUUGCAGAAACAAGUUGAAGCAGGGAGUGCAAAACCGAAAAUUCGACUUGUAAAUGGAAAUUCUUCAAGAGAAGGAAGGGUGGAGGUAUACAAGAAUGGAGUAUGGGGAACUGUUUGUGACGAUGGUUGGGAUCUUUAUGAUGCCAAUGUCGUCUGUACACAACUAUUCGGAUUAGUUGGAAUUCCAUAUAGUAAUGCAUACUUUGGACCUGGAACGGGUUCAAUACUUAUGGCUAAUGUGAGAUGCAGUGGUACAGAGAGUUCUCUACAGGAUUGCAGACAUACAAAUGAAUUAAAUCUUGGCUGCAGUCAUAGUGAAGAUGCAGGUGUUAUGUGUAUGAAAGCUCCCCCUGUUCGACUUUCGAAACAAAAAGACUUUCAAGGAAGAGUGGAAGUUUAUAAGAACAAUAGAUGGGGGACAAUAUGUGACAGAAACUGGGAUUACAAGGACGCUAGCGUCAUUUGUAGAUCACUAGGUUAUAGCGAACGAGGGCUAGUUGUUUCAAAAACCGUAUUUGGAGGAGGAACAGGCACAAUUCAUUUAAAUGACGUACAAUGUAGCGGAAAAGAAACUGGUCUGUCUGACUGUGCAAAUUCGGAAACAAAUAGCUGUAGUCACUCCGAAGAUGCUGGUGCUAUAUGUAUUCUACCAAGUCAAUUCAUGAGAUUGCGAAACGGAAAAUCUGCAAACGAGGGCUUUUUUGAGGUGUCGGUCAAUGGUGUAUGGGGAGCUGUGUGUGAUACAGAUUGGGAUAAUCAAAAUGCUAAAGUUGCCUGUCGAUCUCUAGGAUACUCUGGAGGUGUAGCUAUCAUUUCAUCCGUGUUUGGAAAGGGAAAUGCAAAAAUAUGGUUAGACGGCAUUAAUUGUGGAGGACAUGAAAAUUCCUUGUUAGAGUGUCCACAAUCAGUUGUGGGAUCCAGCAGCUGUGGUGAUAGUAGAAAUGCCGCAGUUGUCUGUUAUAAUACAGGAAACGAUGUUGUUAGAUUGGUUAAUGGUAGUUCUGAACAUGAAGGUCGAGUUGAAGUAUCGAUAGAUGGUCAGUGGAGAAGUGUUUGUAUAUCACCAUCAUCAUCAUCAUAUGAAAAAAAAUACGCUGAUGUGACUUGUAGAAGUCUGGGCAAUUCAGGGGGGUUUCCUAUAUCAUCGGAUCUAUUUGGAAAAGGCAAUGGACAAGUAUGGUUGAACCAAAUUGCUUGUAACGGAAAUGAAGAUUCCUUGCUUUUAUGUUCGCAUUCAAUCAUUGAAUCCAGCAACUUUAACUGUACUAACAGUAGAGAGGUCGACGUCAUUUGUUACAAUAUAGAAAAUGAUAAAGCUAGAAUUGUAAAUGGUAGUUCUCCCGAUGAGGGACUAGUAGAGGUUCCGGUAAAUAACCGAUGGCGACGUGUUUGUUCAUCUUCUUGGGACAGAACUGACGCUGGUGUUGCAUGUAGGAAUCUAGGAUAUUUGGGAGGUUUUUCAGUUUCAUUACCGACGAUCGGAAAUCAGAGGAAAGAAGAUUGGUUCUUAAAUAACAUGGUCUGUAACGGAAAUGAAGAUUCCUUGUUAAAAUGUGCAAGAUCUAUAUCCACCACCUGUAGCUCUGAAGCUGGAGUUAUGUGUUACCAAUCCUUAAAUAGUACUGUUAGACUUGUCAAUGGUAGCUCUCCAGAUGAAGGACUAGUUGAGGUUUUGGUGAAUAACCGGUGGCGACCUGUUUGCUCUACUUCUUGGGACAGAAAUGAUGCUGCUGUUGCAUGCAGAAGUCUAGGCUAUUUAGGAGGUUUCCCAGUUUCAUUGCCGACAACUGUCAAUCGGAGAAAAGAAAACUGGUUCUUGAAUAGCAUGUAUUGUAACGGAAAUGAAGAUUCUCUGUUAAAAUGUGCAAGUUCUAUAUCCACCAGCUGUUACAAUGCGGCUGGAGUUAUGUGUUACAAAACAUUAAAUAGCACAGUUAGACUUAUCAAUGGUAGCUCUCCAGAUGAGGGAAUAGUUGAGGUUUUGGUAAAUAACCGGUGGCGACCUGUUUGCUCUUCUUCUUGGGACAGAAAUGAUGCUGCUGUUGCAUGCAGAAGUCAAGGCUAUUCGGGAGGUCUUUCAGUUUCAUUGCCGACAACUAUAAAUCGGAGAAAAGAAAAUUGGUUCUUGAAUAGCAUGUAUUGUAACGGAAAUGAAGAUUCCCUGUUAAAAUGUGCAAGGUCUAUAUCCACCAGCUGUAACUCUGAAGCUGGAGUUCUGUGUUACCAAACAUUAAAUAGUUCAGUUAGACUUAUCAAUGGUAGCUCUCCCUAUGAGGGACAAGUUGAAGUUUUGGUGAAUAACCGGUGGCGGCCUGUUUGCUCGUCUUCUUGGGAUAGAAAUGAUGCUGGUGUUACAUGCAGGAUUCUAGGCUAUUCGGGAGGUUUUCAAGUUUCGCUUCCGACAACUAUAAAUCGGAGAAAAGACAAUUGGUUCUUGCAUAGCAUGUAUUGUAACGGAAAUGAAGAUUCCUUGUUAAAAUGUGCAAGAUCUAUAGCCACCAGCUGUAACUCUGAGGCUGGAGUUAUGUGUUACCAAUCUUUAAACAGUACAGUUAGGCUUGUCAAUGGUAGCUCUCCCGAUGAGGGACUAGUAGAGGUUCUAGUCAAUGACAAUUGGCGAGGUGUAUGCAGUAAUGGAUGGGGCAAAGCUGACGCUAGUGUGGCAUGCAGAAAUGUUGGAUAUUCCGGAGGAUUUCCGGUCUCCAUUCCGCCUCAUGGAAAGACACAGAAAACAGCUUGGUUCUUAGACAGCAUGAGUUGUAAUGGAAAUGAGAAUUCCUUGUUAGAAUGUGCAAGAUCAGGAUCCAGUAGUUGUAACUUAGCGGGAGUUAUAUGUUACUGCACUGUAAAAGGCAGAGUUAGAAUUGUAAAUGGCAGCUUUUCAGAUGAAGGUCGUGUUGAGGUUUUGGUUUAUGACCGAUGGCGAAAAGUUUGCAGCAGUUAUUGGGGCAAAAAUGACGCAGAUGUAACAUGUAGGAGUCAAGGGUUUUUAGGAGGUCAUGCAGUUUCAUUGCCAGCUGUAGAAAAGAGGAAUAAAACCAUUUGGUUCUUAGAUCGCAUGAGUUGUAAUGGAGAUGAAGAUUCCUUGUUCGAAUGUGCAGCCCAAGGAUCAAUUACUUGUAAUUCUUAUAGAGAGGCUGGAAUUGUUUGUUAUAACCACACGGUAAAUGGCACUGUCAGAAUUGUUAAUGGCAGCUCUCCAAAUGAGGGUGUAGUUGAGGUUUGGAAGAAUCACCGGUGGGUUAGUGUUUGUAAGGAAGGAUGGGACAAAAAUGACGCUGAUGUGACGUGUAAAAGUUUAGGAUAUUCAGGAGGGUUUCCAGUUUCAUCGCUGAUGUAUGUAGACGAUAGGGAAGAUGCUGUCCUGUUGGGUGAAAUGUACUGUGCUGGAAAUGAAGAUUCUUUAUUAAAGUGUCCUAGAUCAAUUACACUAUCCAGUAGCUGUUACAGUGGAGGAAAGGCCGCAGUAGUCUGCUACCAUACAGAAAAUGACACGAUUAGAUAUGUAAUUGAAAACACUGCACUAGUGAAGAAUGUAGUUAAACCUAAAAUUUACAUCAAUGGUACUUGGAGAGUAUUGUGUCAGAGCAGUUGGGAUGAAUCAGAUUCAAAUGUUAUUUGUAGAAGUCUUGGAUUCCCUGGGCAUCAAGCUUUGUUACGCAAUUGGGAAUAUGGAAAUUCAUUUGGUAAACCUUUGGUGAACAGUAUAAGGUGCAUUGGCCGGGAAAAGAGGUUAACAGAGUGUAGAUUUGGCACAUUUAGUUCGGAGCACUGUAGUUCCAAUAAUGGUCUGGAAAUUGAAUGUUAUUCCGGCGAUAUGAAAAAGAUCAUGAGACUUGUCAAUGGAACUUCAAGCAAUGAAGGGCGUGUAGAAGUGUUUAUUAACGGUGUAUGGGGCACUGUGUGUGAUGACUACUGGGACGACAAGGAUGCACGUGUUGUGUGCAGAAGUCUUGGAUAUUCAGGAAACUCUACUGCUCGCGGAAGUGCCUAUUUUGGACGAGGAUCGGAACCUACUUGGUUAGAUGACGUCAAAUGUCAGGGGACUGAGUCAUCCAUCUUCGAUUGUGAUCAAAAUAGCUACGGCAACGAAAACUGUAGUCACUCUGAGGAUGCUGGUGUAACAUGCAAAUAGUUUAUGCUUCAAAGUUGUUAAAAUUCUCAACAGUUAUUUGCGUUUAGUACUCUGUGUGUGUGUGUGUGUGUGUGUGUGUGUGUGUGGGUGUGUGUGUUUGUGUAUGUUAUUUCAGUGAUUAAUAAGGGAAUCAAUAAUUGUUUAACUGCAAAGCGAUAUCAAUGUCAGUAAAAAUAAUUAUUUCAAUAAUUAUACUAUUACCAUU
This is a messenger RNA of Saccostrea echinata, 4536 nucleotides long. RefSeq names its product deleted in malignant brain tumors 1 protein-like. Gene Ontology annotation, cellular component: membrane. NCBI's taxonomy places the organism in Eukaryota, Metazoa, Mollusca, Bivalvia, Ostreida, Ostreidae. The coding region runs from base 21 to 4331 and encodes 1436 amino acids. The record is from RefSeq and is a predicted model, not a curated record. The transcript has 27 exons.